GCAGUGUCGGUGUCCAUAAAAGAAGAGCCACCAGAGCAGAGCAGAGCAGAGAAAUGAGGGGUCGGUGUUUCCCGAUUUGCCCAGAUCCAGCUCUCCCAUUCCUUAAUUAGACCCUUCUUCGUCAUCUCACCUCCCAAAUUAAGCUUCUUCUUACCCACAUUUCCCAACUUAGCCCCUUCUUUUCUUUUUCUAAACCCUAAUACCAUUACCUUCCAUGCUCUUCAUUUGAAAUAGAUCUGGAGUUCAGGCCUCGAUAUAGAAAAAUGGGGCGUAAAUCCAAGUCCAGAGGUUGGUGCGGAUGGUUUCUGGUUUUGAUCAUAUUGGCUCUCGUCGUCGGUGCCGUUGUGUACACUAUCAAGAAGAGAAUCGCUAAAUCCGAUGACGACUCUCCGGUUCCUGGUCCGCCGGGCGCCGUCCAGAAGAAGUACGCAGACGCCCUCAACAUUGCAAUGCAGUUCUUUGAUGUGCAGAAAUCUGGUAAGUUAGUUGACAAUAAGAUAUCAUGGAGGGGAGAUUCGGCGAUAAAGGAUGGAAGUGAAGCAAAGCUCGACCUGUCUAAAGGCAUGUAUGAUGCAGGGGAUCAUAUGAAGUUUGGUUUUCCUAUGGCUUUCACUGCUACAGUGCUCUCAUGGGCCAUUCUCGAGUAUGGAGAUCAGAUGGGUGUGGUGAACCAAUUAGAACCUGCCAAAGACUCGCUCAAGUGGAUUACUGACUACCUUAUAAAUGCUCAUCCUUCUGAUAAUGUUCUCUACAUACAGGUGGGUGAUCCGGAAGCAGACCAUAAAUGCUGGGAAAGGCCUGAAACCAUGAAGGGGAAGAGGCCCCUCACACAAAUCAACACAUCUGUUCCUGGAACAGAGGUUGCUGCAGAAACUGCUGCAGCCAUGGCUUCAGCAUCUCUGGUUUUUAAGGAAGGCGACUCUGCAUAUUCAAGCACACUUCUCAAGCAUGCAAAACAAUUGUUUACUUUUGCCAAUAAUCAUAGAGGUUCUUAUAGUGAAAACAUUCCAGAAGUUCAAACCUAUUACAAUUCAACUGGAUAUGGAGAUGAACUCUUAUGGGCAGCUAGCUGGCUUUAUCAUGCAACCAGGGACAAAACAUACCUUCAGUUUGUGACUGAAAACGGGGAUGAAUUUGCCAACUUUGGAAGUCCAACCUGGUUCAGCUGGGAUAAUAAGCUUGCAGGAACGCAGGUCUUGCUGUCCAGGUUAACAUUCUUUGGCACUAAAGACACCUCAGGGAAUAAUGGCCUUCUAAAGUACAGACAGACAGCUGAGGCUAUUAUGUGUGGCCUCCUCCCAAAGUCCCCAACAGCCACAUCUAGUAGAACAGAUGGUGGUCUUAUAUGGGUCAGUGACUGGAAUGCCUUGCAACAUCCCGUUGCUUCAGCAUUUUUAGCUUCUCUUUACAGUGAUUACAUGCUCACAUCACGAACUGCCAGGCUUUCCUGCAGUGGGGAAUCCUUCAAACCAUCAGAGCUUAGAAAGUUUGCCAAAUCCCAGGCUGAUUAUGUCUUGGGUGACAAUCCUUUGAAAAUGAGCUUCCUAGUGGGCUACGGGGAGAAAUACCCACAGUUUGUGCACCACAGAGGAGCUUCAAUUCCAACUGAUGCAACAACUGGCUGCACCGAUGGCUUCAGGUGGCUUGACUCGGACGAACCUAAUCCUAAUGUAGCUGUUGGAGCACUUGUUGGCGGACCAUUUCUAAAUGAAACUUAUAUCGACUCUCGGAACAACUCCAUGCAAGGGGAACCCAGCACAUAUAAUGGUGCCGUUGUUGUCGGUCUCCUAUCAAGUUUAGUGACCACGUCUUCUGCAGUUCAAUCCUUUGCCUAAAGUAGCCUCGGUACACAAUUACUACACGUUGAUUGUAUUAUAUGUAAGGUGUAUGCAUAUUCAUUCUCUACAGAUACUCUUUUUCUUUUGGUAAUGAUUUUUACCAAGUUCUUAGUAUAUGAAUAGAUGUAUCUUUUGCUCCUUCGCCCGUCAAUCAGAUUCUCUUUUUAUCUUGGUAAGUGAGAUGCCGGUUCUCAAACCUUGUACCGUUUGGAGUUUUAAGUGUUAGGACAAUGUUAAUGCUCGGAGACCUGAGUAGGUCCUUUAAA
Messenger RNA from Carica papaya (papaya), 2104 nucleotides. It is a transcript of the gene GH9B7, whose product is annotated as glycosyl hydrolase 9B7. The record is from RefSeq and is a predicted model, not a curated record. Lineage: Eukaryota; Viridiplantae; Streptophyta; Magnoliopsida; Brassicales; Caricaceae. Gene Ontology annotation, biological process: carbohydrate metabolic process. Gene Ontology annotation, molecular function: hydrolase activity, hydrolyzing O-glycosyl compounds.